Ceratotherium simum simum (southern white rhinoceros) is the source of this 540-nucleotide messenger RNA. RefSeq names its product nucleoredoxin like 1 (gene NXNL1). Gene Ontology annotation, cellular component: mitochondrion. Lineage: Eukaryota; Metazoa; Chordata; Mammalia; Perissodactyla; Rhinocerotidae. Gene Ontology annotation, biological process: photoreceptor cell maintenance. The record is from RefSeq and is a predicted model, not a curated record.
CCGCCCUGUCCCUAGCACCCAGCCAGGGCUGCCAUGGCCUCCCUGUUCUCCGGCCGCGUCCUGAUUCGCAACAACAGCGCCCAGGAUGAGCUAGACACAGAGGCUGAGCUCAGCCGCUGGCUGGAGAACCGGCUGCUGCUGCUGUUCUUUGGCGCCGGCUCGUGCCCACGGUGCCAGGCCUUCGCACCGGUCCUCAGGGACUUCUUCGUGCGGCUCACGGAUGAGUUCUACGUGCUACGGGCGGCCCAGCUGACCCUGGUAUACGUGUCCCAGGACCCCACGGAGGAGCAGCAGGACCUGUUCCUCAGGGACAUGCCCAAGAAGUGGUUCUUCCUGCCCUUCAAGGAUGACCUGAGGAGGGACCUCGGGCGCCGGUUCUCCGUGGAGCGACUGCCGGCGGUCGUGGUGCUCACGCCGGGCGGGGACGUGCUCACGCGCGACGCGGCCGAGGAGAUCGGGCGCCGGGGCCCCGCCUGCUUCGCCAGCUGGCGGGAGGCGGCCGACGUGCUGGACCGCAGCUUCCUGCAGCCCGAGGACCUG